AUGGAUACAAAUGUGCGAAAAGCCAUUACUCCAGCUGAAAAAUUGGCAGUCACUCUAAGAUAUCUUGGUUCUGGAUGUACAUUUAAGGAUUUACACUAUUCGUACAAAUUAGGAGUCUCAUCAAUAGCUAUGAUAGUUCGAGAAGUUUGUUCAGUUAUAUGGAAUGAACUUGUUGGAGUUUAUAUGCCCACUUUUACUGAACAAUACUGGAAAGAUAUUUCAACUGGUUUUGAGAAACAAGCAAAUUUUCCUCACUGCAUUGGAGCGGUAGACGGAAAACAUAUACGUAUUAUUAAACCAACUGGAACGGGUAGUCAACAUUAUAAUUAUAAAAAAUUUUUUUCUAUCGUAUUAUUAGCAGUAGUAGACUCAGAUUACAAAUUUAUAUAUGUCGAUGUUGGAUCCUUUGGAAAGGAUUCCGACUCUACCAUUUUUAAAAAUUCCACACUUUGGACUCUAUUGGCUAAUAAUUCAUUAAAUAUUCCUCAACCUUCGGUAUUGCCUAACACAGAUGGAAAUGUUCCAUAUUUGUUUGUGGGUGAUGAAGCCUUCAGUUUAUCUACAAAUGUACUACGGCCCUAUGGAGGACGAAACUUAUCACAAAAAAAAAGAAUAUUCAACUACCGUUUAUCACGUGCACGGAGGUAUGUUGAAUGUGCAUUCGGGAUUCUGUCAAAUAAAUGGAGAAUUUUUCAUAUGAAUUUUUCAUUGAAUGUCACUACGGAUUUAGCUGUAGACAUAACAAAAGCUUGUUGUGUAUUACAUAAUUACGUUCGAGAAAAAAAUGGGUACAAAUUACAAGACACGUUAACCAUUGAAGGAUUUGAUGAACCUCUAGUCACAACUAAUAACAACAAUCGUGGAGGAAGAAUGGCAAAUGAUAUAAGAAAUACUUUUGCCGAUUACUUCUAUACUGUAGGAGCUGUGGCAUGGCAAAAUGAUAAAUAA
Messenger RNA from Macrosiphum euphorbiae (potato aphid), 948 nucleotides. NCBI's taxonomy places the organism in Eukaryota, Metazoa, Arthropoda, Insecta, Hemiptera, Aphididae. The record is from the annotation of a GenBank genome assembly.